AAUUUCCGAAAAAGGGCGUCCUCCUCCUCUCCUCCUCCUCCUCUCCUCCUCCUCGCUGCUCUCUCUCAUGUUUGUCUCUCCGGAGGAAGGGGCGGUCUCAGCGCCGCAGCAGAUCCGGAAUUAGAAGGUGUUCGCUCGGCUGUGCUCGGCUCGGUCGGUCGGUGAGCUCCGCGGCGGUUCGGUUCUCUGAGAGGAAGACAGAACAACGGAACUAGCUGUUGAACAUUUUUUAUUUUUAUUUUUAAAUAAGCAACUUAAAGAAAAGAUUAAAAAAAAAAAAAAAAAAAAAAAAAGAGGUGAGGGGUGAGAGAAGAGGGAGAAAGAAGAGGGUUGGACUCAAAGUGUCGACCGAGGGAGGGACGACACACAACCGGGGGCAGAAAAGAGGAAUUAAAAGAAGAAAGUAGAAGAAAGGACAAGAUGCCUCUGGCUCAGCUGGCGGAUCCCUGGCAGAAGAUGCCUCUGGGGGGGACGCCUGGAGAGGAUUCACAUCACGAUCCCGAGGACUCAGUGGGCGAGGACGACCCGAUGCCUGCCUGCAACGAUGACGUGCCAAUCAAGGAGAUCAACAUCACUAACCAUGUGAAAGAGGGAUCAGAGAAGGCCGACCCACGACAGUUCGAGCUCCGCAAGGUCCUGGGACAAGGCUCCUUCGGCAAGGUGUUUCUGGUGAGGAAGAUCACAGGGCCAGACGCCGGUCAGCUGUACGCCAUGAAAGUCCUGAAGAAAGCUACACUGAAAGUGCGUGACCGGGUCAGGACAAAGAUGGAGAGAGACAUCCUGGUGGAGGUCAACCAUCCCUUCAUCGUCAAACUGCACUACGCGUUUCAGACGGAGGGGAAGCUCUACCUGAUCCUGGACUUCCUCAGAGGAGGAGAUCUAUUCACUCGUCUCUCUAAGGAGGUAAUGUUCACAGAGGAGGAUGUGAAGUUUUACCUGGCAGAGCUCGCGUUGGCCCUCGAUCACCUUCACAGCCUGGGCAUCAUUUACAGAGACCUCAAGCCAGAGAACAUCCUGCUGGAUGAGGAGGGACACAUCAAGCUGACCGACUUUGGCCUCAGUAAGGAGUCGAUAGACCACGAGAACAAGGCCUACUCCUUCUGUGGGACGGUGGAGUACAUGGCUCCGGAGGUGGUGAACAGGCGAGGACACACGCACAGCGCCGACUGGUGGUCGUACGGCGUGCUGAUGUUUGAGAUGCUGACGGGAACGCUGCCGUUUCAAGGCAAAGACCGGAAAGAGACGAUGACCAUGAUCCUCAAGGCCAAGUUGGGAAUGCCGCAGUUUUUGAGUUCGGAAGCUCAAAGUCUCCUCAGGAACCUUUUCAAACGCAACCCCGGCAACAGAUUAGGAGCGGGACCAGACGGCGUGGAGGAGAUCAAGAGGCAUCACUUCUUCAACACCAUCGACUGGAACAAACUCUUCCGCAGAGAGAUCCCCCCUCCCUUCAAACCGGCUGCAGGACGACCUGAUGACACUUUCUAUUUCGAUCCAGAGUUCACAGCUAAAACACCCAGAGACUCUCCGGGGGUUCCUCCCAGUGCCAACGCCCAUCAGCUGUUCAGAGGAUUCAGUUUUGUGGCCAUAACAGAAGAGGACACACAACCACUACCCAGUACUAUUGUUCAGCAGCUGCACAGAAGCACGUCCCAGUUCUCAGACGCCUAUGAGAUCAAAGAGGACAUCGGCGUCGGGUCCUACUCCAUCUGUAAGCGCUGCCUACACAAAGGAACCGGCAUGGAGUACGCAGUCAAGAUCAUCAACAAGGCCAAGAGAGACCCGACGGAGGAGGUGGAGAUCCUGCUGAGAUACGGACAACAUCCCAACAUCAUCACCCUGAAGGAUGUGUACGACGACGGCCGGUCGGUGUUCUUGGUGACGGAGCUGAUGAAAGGAGGCGAGCUGUUGGACAAAAUCCUCCGACAGAAGUUUUUCUCCGAGAGAGAAGCCAGCGCUGUCCUCUACACCAUCACCAAGACUGUGGAGUACCUGCACGUACAGGGGGUGGUGCACAGAGACCUGAAACCCAGUAACAUCCUCUACGUGGACGAGAGCGGGAACGCCGAGUCCAUCAGGAUCUGCGACUUCGGUUUCGCCAAACAGCUGAGAGCAGAGAACGGCCUGCUCAUGACUCCGUGUUACACCGCCAACUUUGUGGCACCCGAGGUGUUGAAGAAGCAGGGUUAUGAUGCAGCCUGUGACAUCUGGAGUCUGGGAGUCCUGCUCUACACAAUGCUAACAGGUUUCACUCCCUUCGCUAACGGACCGGAGGACACACCGGAGGAGAUUCUGGCUCGCAUCGGCAGCGGGAAGUUCUCGCUCACUGGAGGAUACUGGAACUCUGUCUCUGCUGAGGCUAAGGACCUGGUGUCCAAGAUGCUGCACGUCGACCCCCACCGGCGGCUGACGGCGGGUCAGGUCCUCCGACACCCGUGGGUGACGCACAGAGACCAGCUGCCCAAAUACACCCUGAACAGACAGGACGCGCCGCACCUGGUCAAGGGUGCGAUGGCUGCCACCUACUCGGCCCUGAACAGGAACGUCCCCCCGGUCCUGGAGCCGGUGGGCUGCUCCACUCUGGCGCAGCGGAGGGGGAUGAAGAAGAUCACCUCCACCGCUCUGUGACCUUUGACCCCGCCCCGCCGCCCCACACUCCCCCUUCAACUCUGACCUCGAUCUGACCUCCGCCGGACCCCCUUCCCUUCCCUCCCCUCUCUCUCUCUCUGAUCCAGUCCGGUGGGACAGACUACUGAUGGACCCAGGAACCGCUAACGCCAAAUAGGAACGGCCGAGACCGCCCCCCCCCGCCCUGCCCCGCCCUCCCUGCACCUCAAUGGACUCUUCUGAUUGGAUUUCGCGGCUGGCUGUCGACAGCCGGACUGAGCUGUGAUGAAAACCUGUCGACUCUUCCCCCGCCACUGGAGGCCGAGUCCUCCUGUGGCGUCUUUGCUUCGGACAAUCAGCGCCGGCUCGUAGACCCGGAGACCGAGUGUGCGUCAGGAAAAGAAAAGUACUGUAUUUAUUUACUUAAAACGGGGAAAUCUGAACAUAGGAACAUGGUAAUCUAAUGUAUGCAUUUAAAGAGCUAGGAUCAUUGUAGUUAUACUGUCGUUAUGGUUCUGCGUAGCUGUAGAUCCGAUAUUUAAACCUCAAGUAGCCUCUGAGAUGACGGCGUCUGCAGAAAAAGGAAAGAAGGUGUUCAAAGCAGCCUCGGGCCUCAAAAUGUUGCUGUUUGCUUUCGAGAUUUACCUUCAGUACUACAGAAACCCAGACGUAGGAGAGAUAACAGAAGCAUUUACUCAAACUUAACUUCUGACUUGAUGUUUUUGGGAUCAAGAAAAAGUCUCUCAGGAGCCUGAUUUAGUACAUGUCACACUUCCAGGAUCCAGUAUUUUACCUUUCAGGUGCGAAACAGAACAAAAAGGAAAUUGGUUCGUCUCAGCCUGCAGAAUAUUCAAAGUGUCCAACGGUUCAUCUAGAAAAACUCAAAGGACAAGACUGGCAGUAUCCUUUAUUUCUCUUCUUGUCAACAAAUCCCAUGAAAGCCCAGCGAUCAGUGUCAGUACUCUGUGUGUGUGUGUGUGUGUGUGUGUGUGUGUGUGUGUGUGUGUGUGUGUGUGUGUGUGUGUGUGUGUGUGUGUGUGUGUGUGUGUGUGUGUGUGUGUGUGUGUGUGUGUGUGUAACAACGGAGGAAUAAGAUAUAUCAGGCUUUGCUACACACACACACACACACACACACUGUUGAUUCUGAGCUUUUGGUGGGAUUUGUUGAGGGUUAGAGUCCAGAGAGCGGUUUCUCUCUCACCUGUUCGCUCUCAUUGGAAUAAUGUGAGCACAUAAAGGAAGCAGAGUCUGCCUUUAUGCUGUAUUUGUUUGUUUUUAAAGCUGCACAAGGCAACGUUGCAUUUAAACGGCGCCCCCUGGUGUCUGUAACACGAUGCAAAGUGAUGGCUGUGAGUCAGUUCUCCUCUGGACAGACUGCGCUCUUACAUCUGAAUCUCAUUUUACUCUCUAAUCUGGCACUUGUGUGACACUGUAUCACUUUAUUGCACUUUACACACCGCUGGGUAGCUCGGUCCAUAAUAAUACAUCCUAAUUUAUUCACCUGAAGAAGACGAAGGUAGUGGAGUAAAAAGUGGUACAAGCGCCUCAGACUUGUGCUGAACUGUCGUGAAUAAAAGUACUUAGUUACCUUCCAUGUAAAGCAUCUUUCAGGCUGAUACGACACUAAUUUAGUCGUGUUUGUAUGUAGAACUCUUGCCUUGUGCAGCUUUAAGACGUGUCAGUAAAUCUAAAGUACAAAAGCAGCUUUAACUCGAGGAGACGGGUGACAUUUGCACAACAAGAGAACCCCACAAAACCCACAAAACAAACAGCAGGAUGUUGUGUUUACCUGGAAACAAGGUGACCUGGUUACCUAACAGGCUGCCAGAGGACAGAUUACCCUCUGAGAGCAGCAAAAACAUAAAGGCGAGAGAGCUUCCUGCUUCCACAAAGAAGACUUGAACCCGGAUCAGCCUCCGACCUUCUUCUGUACGAGCCGACUGAUCAUCUCCGUAUGUGCAGCAGACAGGAGCUGAACUGUAAAUAUAUAUACGAGCAACUCAGGUUUCUAUGAAUCAAGACAAUGCAUUUUUAUAUGUCCAGCAGGAGAGAAUAUAUGUACAUAAUAAGCACACAGAUGUGAGCGAGGGGGAGGCGAGCAGGACACGAGGAGGCAGAAGAGUUAAUACUCCACAACCUGAUCCAUCCACGGGUGUUUCUUUCACCCCCGUCCUUCACUGACGUUUGUUGUGUUUAAAGGCGUCACUUCUACCACAAAGACGUGUUAAUGUCUGUGAUGAAGAGGAAUUCUUCUGUCAGCAAAAACCUUUAAAAACUCAAAGUGUAGCAGAAACACUCUCCUGGGUACGGCUGCAACCAUCGCUGUUGUAUCCGGGCCUCGACCUGUGAGUAUGUACGCCAUCCUGGAGGCUCAUCAGUGAAGGAACUACUUCAUAGGAGUGAUUGAUUAUUGAAUUAUUGGGCACUUAUUGUCAAAAUCAAAUCAGCAGACGGUUGAGGCAUCUUUUACUUUCCCGUACAAGAAUGUAUAAAUACUCCACUACCAGUAAAAUACAUUUAUCAUCAGUUAAAUGUACUUAAAGUAUCAAAAGUAAAAGGUAGUUAAUCAGCAUUUUACUGCUGGUUUUAAGUGGGAGGGGUCUUGAAGAUGAUUUAUGGGGAAGAAAAUAAGAAAAGAUGAAGUUCUGCUUUUGUUAAAUUUACUGUUUAAAUGAAACUGUGUGAGGAGGUUAGAGGUUAUUUUAUGAGCUCAUCAUUUGUUUAUUUCAUAUAAAAAUAUUUCAGAAGUAACUCCAGUUGUCAGAUAGAUGUAAUAAACUACGUUCAUUUAACACUCAGUUACUUUUUACAUCAGAAAUCAACGAUAAGAUAUCUAUGGUAUCUAAAAUUAAAUUCACAUUGAUGAGCUACAUUAAAAUAUUAUUAUGGUAUUUGUUAGAGAUCAAAACAGAAUAAUAUAAUAUUCUAACACUCUGCAUAAUGAGGACUUUUCUUUUAAGAACAUUUUACUGAUAAUACAUCUGUACUUUUAUUUUGAAUUUACUUGAAUGGAGUAUUUCGACUUCUUUUUACACAUUUGGAAUUCAUUUGAACAUGGUGUCUAUUUUACUUACAACUGAAACUAAAUUAACUUUUUUUUUAUAGUUUGGGUGAAAGAAAUCAGUCAGUUUUAAAGUAAUCUCUUCGGAAAUGUGUCGAUCUCGUAGAACCGCACUGAGCUGUGAGAUACGUCCUCCAACAAAGCCCUGAUCCCAGAGUUCAGUGUUCAGUGGAUCUCAUCAAUAACGCUCUGUACCUGUGUGUGCCUCCUCUCACCUGAAGACAAUCAGCAAGCACAAAAAAACCCCAAAAAAUCCUGCAUCUGUUAACCUUCAUACUGUAAAUGUUUAUGUGAAAGAUUGAAACUGCUUCCUCCCUGUGCUCUUCUGAAUGUCCGUCAACAUAAAGGGAUAAAACUCUCCUGCUCUGAGACUGAACUCACAGAUUCUCUUUGUUUUAUAAAUAAUAUGAAAUAUAUAAAUGUUGAUCUUCGCCUCGUCUAUCGAUGUACAGCUCUGGGAUAAAGGAAUGUAAAAGGAAUGAUUUUUUUUCUGUAAUUAUGAACAGGGGUAUAGCUUUCUUCUUCUCUCUCCAUCUUCCUCCUCCUCCUCCUCCUCCUCCUCCUUCUCUUUUAGACGCAUUCAGCCCUGCUGCUACGCCAGCUCUCUGUUUUUGUACCUGCAGUGAGAGUUGGACUUUCUAUUAAAAUAAAAAGGAUAAUCAGCUAAUAAA
Molecule: messenger RNA, 6336 nt
Organism: Dicentrarchus labrax (European seabass)
Lineage: Eukaryota; Metazoa; Chordata; Actinopteri; Moronidae
Product: ribosomal protein S6 kinase alpha-3
Exons: 22
Coding region: 421-2625 (734 amino acids)
Biological process (GO): intracellular signal transduction; protein phosphorylation
Molecular function (GO): ATP binding; magnesium ion binding; ribosomal protein S6 kinase activity
Source: RefSeq, a predicted model, not a curated record